UUCGCGUCUGGUUUCCUUCUCCGCCAUCCCGACUCUCUCUCAAGCUUGGAGUUCCAAUUCUCCCACCCAGGCGGCUUCCGCCUUUCAAUGGAGCAAGGAUCUGGAUUCUCCACUUCUUCCAUCCAUUCUCAGUUUUCGCGGGCAUACCUUACAAGGAAUCUAAUACUUGCAUACCAAAGUUUUGGAGUAGUGUAUGGAGAUUUGAGCACUUCACCCCUCUACGUUUACUCAAGUAUAUUUGAUGAGAAGUUGCGAAAAUAUCGAACUGAGGAAGUUGUAUUUGGUGCAUUCUCCUUGAUCUUCUGGACCUAUACGCUGAUACCAUUAUUGAAAUAUGUCUUCAUUGUAUUGAGCGCAGAUGACAAUGGCGAAGGAGGAAUCUUUGCUCUUUACUCCCUGCUCUGCCGACAUGCUAAGUUGAGCUUACUUCCUAACCAACAAGCAGCUGAUGAGGAGCUCUCAGCUUACAAAUAUGGCCCAUCUUCUCAUGUAGUAGCCCCUUCUCAACUAAAAAGGUUUUUGGAAAGGCAUAAAACACUUAGGACGAUUUUACUUCUUGUCGUAUUAUUUGGUGCUUGCAUGGUCAUUGGUGAUGGAGUGCUGACUCCUGCAAUUUCAGUUCUAUCCGCAAUUUCAGGCUUACAAUUUACUGAAGCAAAAUUGACCAAUGGGGAGCUCCUUUUGAUAGCUUGUGCCAUAUUGGUUGGUCUGUUUGCUCUGCAGCAUUGUGGCACCCAUAAGGUUGCAUUUAUAUUUGCUCCGAUAGUUAUCAUCUGGUUGUUGUCAAUUUUCUCCGUUGGUCUGUACAAUGUAAUUCAUUGGAACCCAAGAAUUAUAUGUGCAAUUUCCCCGCAUUAUAUUAUCAAGUUCUUAAGAGUUACUGGUAAAGAUGGUUGGCUUUCUCUCGGAGGGGUUCUUCUGGCCAUAGCUGGCACUGAGGCGAUGUUUGCAGAUCUUGGUCAUUUCACUGCUUUGUCGAUAAGGCUUGCAUUUGCAUUUGUUAUCUACCCUUGUUUGGUAGUACAAUACAUGGGUCAAGCUGCAUUUCUUUCUAAGAACCUUGAUUUGUUUCCAAACAGUUUUUAUGACUCGAUACCUGAACCUGUAUUUUGGCCUGUUUUUGUUAUUGCCACCCUUGCGGCUAUUGUGGGGAGCCAGGCUGUCAUUACUGCUACUUUCUCUAUUGUCAAACAAUGCCAUGCCCUUGGUUGCUUCCCAAGAGUGAAAGUUGUCCACACCUCUAAACACAUAUAUGGGCAGGUCUACAUCCCAGAAAUAAACUGGAUAUUAAUGGUCCUCACUCUUUCUGUUACAAUAGGGUUUCAAGAUACGAGACUGAUUGGAAAUGCUUAUGGACUUGCCUGUAUGGCAGUUAUGUUCACGACUACAUUUCUUAUGGCACUUGUCAUUGUAUUCGUUUGGCAAAAAAGUAUCCUCCUGGCCGCACCUUUUCUCAUCUUCUUCUGGUCUGUUGAGGCAGUCUACUUAUCUGCAGCAAUCAUAAAAGUCCCUGAAGGAGGGUGGGUCCCGCUUGUGCUGUCAGCCAUUUUUAUGAUUGUUAUGUUUGUCUGGCAUUAUGGCACUCGUAAGAAGUACUACUUUGAUCUACACAAUAAAGUUUCACUGAAGUGGUUGCUUGGACUAGGCCCUAGCCUGGGUAUAGUUCGUGUCCCUGGGAUUGGUCUCAUAUACUCAGAAUUGGCAACAGGAGUUCCCGCAAUAUUUUCUCACUUUGUGACAAAUCUCCCUGCUUUUCACAAAGUUCUAGUCUUUGUUUGUGUAAAGUCUGUUCCAGUUCCAUAUGUCUCGCCCGAAGAACGUUUUCUCAUUGGGAGAGUCUGUCCUCGACCAUAUCGCAUGUACCGGUGCAUAGUGAGGUAUGGCUACAAGGACAUUCAGAAGGAUGAUGGAAACUUUGAGAACCAACUGAUGCUAAACAUUGCGGAAUUUAUUCAAAUGGAGGCAGAGGAACCACAAUUCUCAAGCUCUGAAAGUAGUACAGUUGAUGGGAGGAUGGCAGUAAUAAGCACUCGGAGUGUACAAUCAAGCUUGAGCUUAAUAGUAUCGGGGCAUGAAGAAGUUGGUACGAGCAACUCCAUCUAUAGUAGCAAAUCUGCCACACUCCAAAGCUUACGAUCUGUCUAUGAGGAUGAGAAUCCAAUACUAAGAAGGCGCCAUGUGAGGUUUCAGUUAUCUCCCAGCCCUUCAAUGGACCCCAGAGUUAGAGAAGAGUUGAUGGACUUGAUCCAAGCCAAAGACGCCGGUGUAGCAUAUAUAAUGGGACACUCAUAUGUGAAGGCCAGAAGAUCUUCAUCUUAUUUGAAAAAGCUCGUGAUAGAUAUCGGAUACUCGUUCCUUCGAAAGAACUGCCGAGGACCGUCUGUUGCGCUCAAUAUCCCCCACAUCAGUCUAAUUGAAGUGGGGAUGAUAUAUUAUGUUUAGUACUCUGAAGAACAAUGUAUUCUGAUUGUCUCGAGUAGACGUCGUUGGUUAGACUCCCCGGUGAUGGCAUCUGCAGGCUCGCUCUUGGCAGAGGGUGAGGGAAGACCCAACAGCAUGAUUCAGAUCUGUGGUAGCAUCUGAGAUUGGCUGUAGAUUGGACUCAAUAUUAGAUUUAUGUGAUAAGUUGAUUAGGCUUUGGACAUCCCUUUUCCAAUUGAAAGGAGUGGAUAUGAUGUUAUAGGGAAGGAGGGAUCUUUCACUGAGACAUUAUGAGUUGUAUUACAAAUAGGAAAAGGCUUAAACCCAACAUCUGGGUGGGUGCUCUCACUUGCAAACAGGAAAGGUUUGGAUUUGCACACCCUUUUUUACAUCAUCUUUAAUCGAUUUGUAGGAGAAAAUAUAAACCAAAACCAUUCACAGUUGAAUAAACGUUUCAGCAAUGCCUUUAUUUACUUUAGAAA
Cucurbita maxima (winter squash) is the source of this 2903-nucleotide messenger RNA. Its product is annotated as potassium transporter 4-like. The coding region runs from base 88 to 2442 and encodes 784 amino acids. NCBI's taxonomy places the organism in Eukaryota, Viridiplantae, Streptophyta, Magnoliopsida, Cucurbitales, Cucurbitaceae. Gene Ontology annotation, biological process: cell tip growth; potassium ion transmembrane transport. Gene Ontology annotation, molecular function: potassium ion transmembrane transporter activity. The record is from RefSeq and is a predicted model, not a curated record. Gene Ontology annotation, cellular component: membrane. The transcript is spliced from 9 exons.